Parnassius mnemosyne (clouded apollo) is the source of this 1470-nucleotide messenger RNA. Lineage: Eukaryota; Metazoa; Arthropoda; Insecta; Lepidoptera; Papilionidae. The record is from the annotation of a GenBank genome assembly.
AUGAAGAAAAUAUACAAAUAUAAUAAUAUCAAAAUUUGUUACACUGAUACAGAUAGUCUUUUGUAUUUAAUUUACUCUGAAGACUUCUAUAAAGAUAUGAAAGAUAAUAUUAAGUACUUUGAUACAAGUAAUUUUCCUGAAAAUAAUAUAUACCAUAUUCCAAAAGCAAAUAAACAAAAACCAGGGUAUUUUAAAGAUGAAUUAGGUGGUGAUAUUAUAACAGAGUUUAUAGGCUUGAAAGCAAAAUUAUACUGCGUUAAUACUUUAAAGUCCGCAAUUAAAAAAGCAAAAUGUGUGAAAAAGCAUAUUACAAAAAAAUUAACUAUUGAAAAUUAUAGAGAUAUUUUAAAUUCUAAGAAAUUAUGUCCAAGUGAAGCUUUAAACAAUUCUGUAUUUAUUUUUGAUGUUGUUGCUUGUGAAAAUCAAAUCAACAAUCGUAAUUAUUUUUCUAUGGGCAGGCAUAAGCAAAUCGAUUGCUUUUAUUUAUCUCACACCUACUCAAAAAUUCCGAAACAAUUGCUACGAGACAAUGCCAAUUUUAUUAUAAUAUUUAAAUUAAAUUUAAACAAGAUGAUGUCUCCCCAAAGGAAUGCUACAAAGCACGGUCCUGAGCCACCUGCAUCCAUCGACUUCCUGCAUGUCUUACCAGGUCGUCACUCCAACUCGUUGGGGUCGCCCUACACUUCACCUAUCGGUAUGAGGCUGUCACUCAACAACCUUUCUUCCCCAUCGGUUGUCGGUUCUUCGAGCUAUAUGGCCGGCCCACUGUCACUUCAGCUUAUUAAUCCGUUGGGCUAUGUCGGUUACUCUGGUUAUACUGCAGAUAUCCUCAUUUCUGAGUUUAUCACGCAGAGAAACCCCGAGCAUAGCCCUCUCCAUAGCUCGCUGAGCGACCUUGAGCUUCCUCAUACGGCCAGCAGUGAAGGACCACGUCUCAGAUCCGUAAGUCGUCACUGGCAACACGCAUUGGUUGUACAAUUUCGUUUUAAGGUUUUCAGUUUGGAUAACGAAACUAUAUUUUUAGUAAAAAUUGGAGACAAAUCUUACAAUCUAACUAUCGGGUUAAGAGAACUUCUACUUAGAAAAAAACCUGAUUUGAAUUUAGUAUCAAGCGCUGAUAAACUCGUGUACAAAAAUAUUCUAGACCAUACUAACGCUCAUAAGAGAGAUUUUAACCCUAGAGGUCAAAUAAGAGGUGAUAAGGGAAUUAAAUACCAAAAAAUAAUUAAACCAUUAUUUUUCGAGACCUUAAUCAAAUAUAAAAAAAUCGAAGAAAAGCUUGGAGGUAAUUUACCUAAGCUUAAGAAAUAUAAAAUCAACACUGGUAUUGUAUAUUGGGACGAUCCAAAUGAAUUAGUUGAUAGAUUAAAAGUUUUAAUAGCUUCAAGAGAUGCCGGCAAUACAAAUCAUGAUAAUGAAAUUUUAUCGAUCAUUGAAGAAUUAAAAGAAGCUAACAUUAUAAAGGAAUAA